Messenger RNA from Hyaloperonospora brassicae, 456 nucleotides. NCBI's taxonomy places the organism in Eukaryota, Oomycota, Peronosporomycetes, Peronosporales, Peronosporaceae. The record is from the annotation of a GenBank genome assembly.
AUGCCGUUGCUUACAGCUCUCAUACUCUUGCUACCGUUCGUGGACAUCGUGAGCGCGAAAGAUAUCUGCCCCUCGUCAAAGUUGAUGGAGCUUAUGGCUAGCCCGCACUUUACCACGUGCAUAUCGGAUUCGGGUGGCGAGCUUACUUCAAUCCUGUCCAAUCUCUCCUUGGAAGAGAUCAAGGGGUACUGCGACAGCGCAGCUUGCGCGGCAUACAUGAAGGAGCUGGAAGCAGCGGGACUCGGCGACUGCAAAAUCGUGGAGAUCAACGCUCGACUGCAGACUGACUUCAUCGAUGCGUUCGAUACAAAAUGCAGUGCUAUUCGAUCGAUGGGGUCAUCGAUCGACACCACUUCGAAUGGACUUCAAGAUGCGAGCAGCUCAAGCGCGACGAGCGGCACGAUGAAGAUUGCCGUGAGCUGCAUGGCGACGAUCAUCUUGAUGCUGUUGUUGUAG